This is a messenger RNA of Babesia bovis T2Bo, 1610 nucleotides long. RefSeq names its product PCI domain family protein. The transcript is spliced from 7 exons. Gene Ontology annotation, molecular function: RNA binding; double-stranded DNA binding. The record is from RefSeq and is a predicted model, not a curated record. Bases 155 to 1411 code for a protein of 418 amino acids. Lineage: Eukaryota; Apicomplexa; Aconoidasida; Piroplasmida; Babesiidae. Gene Ontology annotation, cellular component: transcription export complex 2. Gene Ontology annotation, biological process: poly(A)+ mRNA export from nucleus; post-transcriptional tethering of RNA polymerase II gene DNA at nuclear periphery; transcription elongation by RNA polymerase II.
AAUCGGCACCUUCCUUAAGACAGCAUUAGACAUCCCGGUAACGGGUUUGGAUUCUGUCUAUGUCGCGAUAAAAGACAACGGCAUAAUUAUAGCUGAGCCAUAGCACCACUAACUCAUGCCGUCACUAAUGAUCAUACUGUGAUAUACCAAUACAAUGCCAUCUUCCAGUGCACUGAUAAAUCAGUGGACUUUGGAUUUUGUUCGUGCUGUGGACAAUCGGGAUGGCACCUCGCUAGCACACUUGAUACGCCAUAGUUGCGAUAAGCUGCGGUGUAACGAUGCCAGAGAACUGGAUGAGGCAACAAUCGAAAAUGGCUGCUACCAAAUAUUCCAGCGAUACGACAGGAUAUACGGAACAGAAAUGAAACACUUUUUGACCCAUUAUACCAAAGUGGCGCUGUUUAUAUCAAAUAACGCUGCGUCCUGGGACGAUAUAUUGAAGAAGUCAUUUAAGCUGGUUGAUAUGUGGAUGGACCUGUAUUUAUCCCAAACUAACAUCGAUUACAAUUGGCUAGUUCCGUCUCUUCAUACUCUCUGUAACCUGGCUUCCCGAAUCGGUUUAAUGGCCGAUCGUUCAUCAGAAGAUAGUGGCGAGGACGAAGAUAAGGACAAAUAUAUGAAACAGGUCCUUAGUAAUAUACGAAGUAAAAUGGGUAGAGUCAGAGAUGACGACACCAGGCACCCAGCCUAUAUCAUACUGCUUUGCCAUUCUAUAAAGGGAUGCAUUCAGCUUGGUAACAUGCAAAUGGCAGCCGGUUUCUUGAAGACUAUUGAAUCGCACACUAUCAACUACUCCAGAGCCUUCAGGGGGCCGCUAAUCAACUAUCGCUACUAUCUAGGCAAGUUGCACAUGCAAAAGGGGGAUUAUCAGGAGGCCAAUGAACACCUAUCCUGGGCAUUCUCCAAUACACUGCCUAAUUCCAUCAAGAUGAGGAAGCAAAUCCUGGAAUGCAUAGUAGUGGUCCGAAUUGGCCUAGGCAAAUUGCCGCCAAUACAGCUACUACAAAAAUAUGACCUUGGGGCGUACUGUGAUAUUAUACGUGCAGUGAGACUUGGAGACAUCAAGCUGUUUACAGAAACUAUCGAGAGGUACUUUGAUACAUUCACCUCCCAGGGCACUGUGCUCUGUGUGGAGCAGCUUAAAUACAUCGCCUAUCGCAGUCUUAUCAAAAACGUCAAACAGUGGUGGAAUACCAAUGUUCCCGGGUCUAAGCAGAACAUGCUAUCGGUUGACUUGCUUACUCAUAUACUCAAAUGGCAGAUGCCAUGCAUUACCGACCAAGAGAUGCUAUGCAUAUGUGUCAACCUGAUUAGACGUGGGCUCAUCAAAGGUUACUUAUCAUGGGAGAGGUUGAUGAUUGUUUUUAGCAACAUCGAACCUUUCCCACCCAUAAGCUCAUCUGUACUCUAAGAUUCUAUUGGACGUAUAGUCCUCAACUCAUGUGGAUAACAUAUCGCAAAGGUUCACCAUAAAGUAUCAUAACUAGACAACGGGAGAUAACGUAAUAUAUCAGUGUUGGUAACACUUCUAUUGCAUUCGGCCAAUAAACUAUGACGUGGAUUGUGGCAUUCUCUCGUGAUAAGUCAGAUUUUACGCAUAAAGCACGAAC